UAUUUCACUCUCGCAGUCUGGCAACUCAGGGCAGAAACAAAAAGUCAUCAUCUCCAGGCGGCGUUUAGCAUUUUGCAAAUUUCAAUUUUCCUGCUGAUUAAAUUAAGUUAAGUGAGCAGCACCGCCACCAUGUCGAUUCUAGCCUAUAACGGAGGGUGCGUAGUGGCCAUGCGCGGGAAGGACUGCGUGGCCAUCGCCACUGAUCAUCGUUUCGGAGUCCAAGCCCAGACGAUCUCCACGGACUUUAAGAAGGUGUUUCACAUCGCUCCGAGGAUGUUCCUGGGACUCACCGGCCUGCAAACAGACAUCCUGACGGUCCGUGAUCGCCUGAUGUUCCGCAAGAAUCUAUAUGAAACGCGCGAAAACCGAGAGAUGUGCCCCAAGCCCUUCUCUGCCAUGUUGUCCAGCUUUCUGUACGAGCACCGUUUCGGCCCGUACUUCAUCGAGCCGGUGGUGGCCGGUCUAGACCCGAAGACCCUGGAACCUUUUAUCUGCAACAUGGACUUGAUUGGCUGCCCUAAUGCCCCCGACGACUUUGUGGUGGCUGGCACAUGUGCAGAGCAACUGUACGGAAUGUGCGAGACCCUGUGGAAGCCUGAUUUGGAACCGGACCAGCUUUUCGAGGUUAUCGCCCAGUCCAUGAUGAAUGCCUUUGAUCGCGACGCCAUGAGUGGUUGGGGUGCCACCGUCUACAUUAUCGAAAAGGACAAGAUCACGGAGCGCACACUGAAGACCCGAAUGGACUAGAAGAUAAGAGUUCCCUUGGUGAUUUUGUAUACAAUAUUAACCGAAAAACAUAUACAAAUAAAAUUUGUUUAGGUACAACAUCUGA
This is a messenger RNA of Drosophila ficusphila, 832 nucleotides long. It is a transcript of the gene Prosbeta3, whose product is annotated as proteasome subunit beta type-3. Gene Ontology annotation, biological process: proteasome-mediated ubiquitin-dependent protein catabolic process. Gene Ontology annotation, cellular component: proteasome core complex, beta-subunit complex; proteasome core complex. The record is from RefSeq and is a predicted model, not a curated record. The coding region runs from base 130 to 747 and encodes 205 amino acids. The transcript has a single exon. NCBI's taxonomy places the organism in Eukaryota, Metazoa, Arthropoda, Insecta, Diptera, Drosophilidae.